CGUUUCAGUAGUAUUCGGUAAUUCUUGAUGUUCACAUGCCAGUUCGCUGCGGCGUGCGACGACGGUGUCAUACAGAGUGAGAGAAAGGGAAAUUUCAAGUAAAGUUGCCUCCCCCGUGGAUUGAACUAUAGGAAAAGUGGAAAAACAGUUUUUCGCGGUGAACCGGAAACUUUCGGAAAUUAUACGGCGAGAAAAAGUGGCAGACAACCAAUUUGUUGGUAACACUAUUUGCAGUUGUUCGGAAGAAGGAAGAUAAAAAGUGGGCGGUGUUACUCAACAGUAAGCGCCCCGCAGUGUGAGGCAAGAAGCGAAAACCGCAAAUCUGCAAACAAAAAAAGUGUAAAAAUCAUUGACAAAGAAGUGUGUGAUGAAUGAAAAGCAGCAGAAAAUGUGUCAGCGAAAUAAAAAUUGACAUCACAACAACACAGUAGGCGUGUAGGCGUUCGAGAAAUCGACAGUGGAAGAGGCAGCCCCCUGUGUUGCCUGAAGUAGUGAAGUGAAUCUGAAGAAGGUUGUGAAAUAUACCAAUAACGAUUAACCCCUACGGGUCAACCCCUCAUUAGCGGAGAAAAACGAUUUGCAAAAGUUGUGAUGCAACCAGCAGUACAUUUCGGGGCGUGUUAGUGAUUUAAGCCUAUUCUGUUUUGAGAAAAGUCAAGACCCGAUAUCCGGUACCGGAAGGGACCGUUUCGGAUUUUCUACCAGUCAACAAGUCUCCAGGUGGCGUUGCCCCUGGACCACCAGCAGCUGCCAUGAUCAUGGAAGGGCUUGAAACCUUGGUUGCGCCUCCGCAUCACACAUUCCUCCUGACAGAAUCAGCGGCUGCGGCGCACUUUAACGUGCUCAGCUUCGACACCUGCGGACUGUUCAAGACAGCCGCCACGACGACUUCGUUGGGCCUCAACAACAACAAUUCGACGACACCCAACAACAAUCACCAUCACCUGUACCACCCAUAUCACCACCAGACCCACACGGCCGCCACUCAUCACUCUCAGACGGCCACUCAUCAUCACAGCCACCACCCGACAACGGCUCAAACGUCCACCGCCUCCUCCAACUCUACAUCGACGGCAGCCUCCUGCUCCACCUCCUCAUCCUCCAUCACAACACACACCACAUCCACCUCAACCUCUUCCACCAAUCCCAGCAACUCCCACCAUCCGCACCUGAGCCUCCUGAGCACCACCUCCACCAGCGGUCAUCAUUCCUCGGACUCAAAUCUGCACCAGUCGGCCGAGGACCAGUCGCAAUCCCAAGGGGACGCUCAAACCGGCGAUCUCAACACCCCCGUCACAACCUCCGGCGACAUCCCGUCCUUCUUCGGACCGUCAACCGUCGUCGAACCACCACCCAUCACAGGAUCGAUCGAGUCGGACGAUCUCUCGCUGGAACCGCAAGCCGUGUCCAGCCCGUGUGCAAGCCUUUGCAGCCCGACGAAGCAGGAGCGCAGCACACCGCAGUCCGUGGUCAUCGAGGAAGAGGCUAGCAACACCAGCAGCAACGCGAUGUAUCCCUCGUCAUCGUCACAUCAUCAUACGGCGACCCAAUCGUCGCACCACAGCAACAGUGCCAGCCAGGAGAUGCAUCACGAUCACUCCACUGAGCACGAGGACAGCAAGAUCUCCUACAGAGGAAUCUUCACCACUACAGCUGGUCCUGGCAUGGGACUCCAAACGGCAACAGGAUCCCAACUGUCGAUCAUGUCCGGACAGAUGUCUCCGACGUCCGGUCUGAGCGGAUGGGGUCUCCCCAGUCCAGACAAGAGCCUAUUUCAGCCACCCAUGUUCGGACUUCUCGGCCCGGGCCCACAAAGCUCAGCCCAAGCUCACUUUGCCGUAACACAACAGUCCGCUGCUCAAACCCCGUCCCCAGCGGGACAUCAUCAGCACCCCUCACACCACUACAGCACAGACGAACGAAGUCACCAAUCCGUUGAACUUCUGGGUCUAAACAUGGACUGUCCCAGUAUCAUUCUUAAGCAACCGCCUAGCUAUGCCAGUUGCGUUUCAUCGCUAGACAUGCAGCAGCAGCAAGCCCAAGAAAUGCAUCAGUACUCCCGCAGCCAAGCGCUUGGCAUGGGUCAAACUCCCAAAUAUCAAUGGCUUGACUCACCCGUAGAAUACGGAAGUCCCCAACACAACGUAGUCAUCCCUGGCCCCUCAUCUUCCUCCUCCACCGGCAUUAUUCCCAAGCAGGAACCCUUCAGCUCGUCACAAUGCCCGGACGUUAGUCAACUCAGUCAGCUUACGCCCCAACAGCAAGCGCAGUACGCAGUUCAACUAGCCGAGUACAACCCUUCCACCAGCAAAGGUCACGAAAUUCUGAACCAAGUUUACCAGCAGUGUCCCAUGCCAUUGAAGCUAGUCCCAGUGAAGCCCCGGAAGUACCCCAACCGCCCCAGCAAAACCCCCGUUCAUGAACGGCCCUACGCUUGUCCAGUGGAAAAUUGUGACCGACGAUUCUCGCGAUCGGAUGAACUCACCAGACAUAUCAGGAUCCACACCGGCCAGAAGCCGUUCCAGUGUCGCAUUUGCAUGCGAUCCUUUAGCCGAUCGGAUCAUCUAACGACCCACAUCCGGACACACACCGGCGAGAAACCAUUCUCCUGCGACAUCUGCGGCCGAAAGUUCGCCCGAUCAGACGAGAAGAAACGUCAUGCCAAGGUCCAUCUGAAACAGCGGAUAAAGAAGGAGAAAAACAGCCACGGCAGCAGCAGUAGUGCAAACAACAAUACCAGUAGCAGUAGUCAUCAUCAACAUCAGCAGCAACAACAGCAGCAUCACCACCUGUCGGUUGCCCAGCAGCAACACCACCAUCACCAUCACGCGGCCAGUCUUCAUCCACACCACCUCCUGCACGAAGACAUCAACGGUAUUCCGAUCGUGUCCUCAUCCAGUGCGACCAGCUUGUAGACCGAACUUUCGUCGAUAGACGUUAUGCGUUUGAAUGAUCCCCAGAUAAAGCUUGUUCACGACGAUCCGUUCAUGGGUUACAUUGAAACAACUCCGACGCAGACUGACGCCGGCACAGCGGUUUCCAUCCGCCGUCGUGCUCCGCUGGAUUCGAUUGCCGACGGCGAUGACACUCCUUCCGCGGUGGAUGACGAUGUCGACGAAGACGUCGACGUUGGUGACGAAAGCAGUCGACAUUCAGCACCGCCCACGACGCCACAAGCAGCCAAUAGCAGUGCUGCCAGCACAAGUGACGUUAGAACUACAGCUGACCCUGCAGCAGCCACAUCCGCUGUCGCCACCGCCGCCACCGCCGCCGAUGCCAACGAUCAAUCAAUAGUGAUUGUUCUCUUGGUCGAGUAAGUAAGGAAGGGCGUAUGCAGUAAGUUUUAGCCACUUUCAAAAACACUCCCGCCUCCCUCCAAAAGGUGCCAAAAUGUCCCCGCCCACGAUUAUUGCUGUUAGCAUAACCAAACCUGAACACGCAACCACAGAUCGUAGAGGAAAACACAUAGUAAUUGCCAUUCAACGGCAAUCUAAUCAUUCAAUGCGCAAAAUGUCACUCGACGAGAAAAGUGCACACAACAGUGAACAAAAUCAAGGCAAACAUACACAAUUCGCAGGAACAAAACUUCAGCGGGCAAACACACCAACUUGUUGCUUGAAAAAUCUCGUCCAAAUGCGAUGCUUUCAUUUUGGCCAAACUUUAAUCAUUUUUAGAACUCCAAAAUGGUUUCGAAGUUCCUCAUUUAUCUUUCAACAAUUUGAACAAAACCUGAUCGAAAAUUACAGCCGACAUGGAGAAAUCAUAAGCAAAGUACCAAAUCAUUUGGCUUUUAAAAUUUCGCUAAUAGUAAUUGGAUAAUCGCUGAUUGGAGCAUAUUCCAAUUAAAAGUAAACAAAUGUUACAUUUGAGUUCGCUAAUGCUAUCAGAUGCGUUUAAAUGCAUUUUAGUAUCUCGUUGGCAAUCAUUUGACGCUGCACUUGUAUUUCAAUUGGCGGAUGGUGUUUGCUAACUGGAACUUGAAUUUGAACGAUUAGCGAUUGAACAUUGUACAUUUGAAUUCACGACUAAGAUUUUUCCUUCUCUUUAAAAAAAUAGAAAAUAAACAGCAAAACAAAAUAAUGGGAUCAGAUUAGUGCAAAUUCUUAAAGACGAGUGUGUUUGCUGAAACUGAACAAAAUAUCUAAUUCCGAGUUCAUACCAAUUGGGUUUCAGUACAACCAGUGUUUGACAGUCUGACUCGAAACGAAUUAAUGUUUCUUCAUGCCGAAACGAUGCUAAGUGGUAAACAAAAUCUACAUCAAAUUAUUCAGUACAACUUUUAAUAUUUUCCAAUCUCUUCACUAUGCACGAAUCAGCCUUUCAUGCACAUGAAAAUUAUCAAUGUUGAAUGUUUUCCUAAAUUUAUUGUAAUCGAUAUCGAUUUGAUCUACGCAGUUCAAUUUUCGAACCUCAAAUCGACCGUCAUCAAAACCCGACUAACCACCAUAUUGUAUGUAUUGCCCCUUGAUUUCACUUCACUCACGCCACCCACACGCACACAUCCGUCGAUGUCUUCUUCGUUCGGACACAAUCGACCCCGCACGUCUCUCGAGAGUCAAAAACGAUUUUCAUAAACACAAAAAAAAAUUGUUCUAUACUACAAUUUUAUCUCUGAACACUGUGAUCUCAAUUUAUAUGUAAAAGAGAACGAAAUCUAGACUUUUAAUAAGAGGAAUUAUUAGUACUGUAAAAUGAGAGGAAACGCAAGAAUUUAAAUGAUUGUAAAGAAAGCGCACGCAAACGUUGUAUUUAUAAUCGAGCAAGGUAGUGCCGAACUGGCGAUUUGACAAGAAGAAAAACUGUCCGUACUAAUUGCGAUGAAGUGUUAUAAAAUUAUAAAAAAAAUUCAACUUAAAUUAAGUGGAAGUUAUUUUGUGAUUUCUCUUGAAUGCACAAGUGUCAAACGAGCACAAACUGCUAUGCAUCACUCCGAUGCGAAGAGAAAGAGAAACUAGGAACUUCUUAUAAAGAAAACAAAUUGUACUAAAUCUGUACUAAACGGGACAUUAUUAAAAAAUGAUAACGACGUAGUUAGUGGAUUUUUUCUAAAAUAAUUAAAACUAUUUAAAAUAUGUUACUGACACCCAUAACAUUGAACAUAAAUAAACAAACACAAAACGCAAAAAUAUACAAUGCAAAGGUGACAAUCGACGAAAAAAAGCACACAAUGGUUGUCCUUUUGGCCUCGAUUCGUUUCGCCAGUUUCCUAGAAGCUUCUUACGUUUCAUAAGUCCUUUUAUUUCGUCGUGUACAAAUCCGAGCUAAAGCCAACCGCACACAUGAAUGCGCUGCCAUAUUAAGAUACUUUGUUUUGCAAUUUCUGUUAUCAUCCGAACUUUGUAAAUUUCCAAAACAAGCUGAGGAUAGAGCUUCCCCGGGUUCUGCCAGUGCCAUGAGCAAAUUCUCCUGCGUAGAUUACAAUCUAUUAUUAUUCUUGUUUGCUAUAUUUCCAUGUUUUAUAUUUUAUUUUAUUUAGCUUGUCAUUUCUUACAAGAAUGAGAUUCCACCGAUUGGUUAGGACGCGAGCCCUCCUUCCGAAGGAGGUGGUAAACAUUAAGUUUCAGUGCUAGUCCGAGUGCUUUUAGGUUAUAAGACGUAAGGAAACUCAUCCAUCUGACCGAAUUACUUCGAUAGCCACAAUUUAGUAAAAAAAAUAACAGUACACAAAAAUAGCCUAUCGAUACGAAACAGAGAAAGUCACUUGAAGCGAAAAUUUAAUAAAAAUGUGUUUUAAGAAUCGAACUUUUUGCAACUAAUUUCGAAAAAAAACUAAUAACACAGUAAGGAACGAAAAGGCUUUAAUUAAUUAACAAUAGUUGUUAAGCAAAUGUUGAAAGUUUCGAUGAAAAUGAAGAAAAGGUUAUUAAAAUUUUACGGUUUUACCAAAUAA
Molecule: messenger RNA, 5890 nt
Organism: Armigeres subalbatus
Lineage: Eukaryota; Metazoa; Arthropoda; Insecta; Diptera; Culicidae
Product: early growth response protein 1-like
Exons: 3
Coding region: 753-2915 (720 amino acids)
Biological process (GO): regulation of transcription by RNA polymerase II
Molecular function (GO): RNA polymerase II cis-regulatory region sequence-specific DNA binding; DNA-binding transcription factor activity, RNA polymerase II-specific
Source: RefSeq, a predicted model, not a curated record